AUGGCAGAGCCUCGCACACCUCUCAAUCCAGCAGUGGCGAAUGCCAUGAACGCUCUUACAACCAGCAUCGUCCGUGAUAAUCUCCAUGCAGCAAAUGCUCUUCCGAAAACUACACCCAAAACAACCCCGGCAUCAGGAAAGAAGCGCAAAGCCUCAGAAACAUCCCUAGAAGAACAAAUCGAAGCAUACAAAGCUGAUCUCAACGACGUCCAUCCGACAUCCUACUUCGAAGAUGAUCCCCUUCCUAGCUGUGCUUCCAUUCGUACAAAGUUGAACAAGCUUUUCGAUUCAGGCAUAAUGACCAAGGCGGAGUUCAGCAGGGCUACUGGUGCCAAUUCAAACUCUUUGAACAACUUCCUCAAAGCCAAGGGUCCGUACGGUGGUUCUGGAAGUACUGUUUGGAGAAAUGCGUACGAUUGGUUCAAGCAACGAGAAGUCGCUGGUCUGAAAAUGCCUGAUCCUAAGAAAAGUCAAGCAAAAAAGCAAAAGAACGCAGACGGAACACCCUCAUCAGGCAAGACCACUGGUCCAGAUCUUCCCGAUAUCAGCGACAUCCAUCUCCCCGAUGAAGAAACAGAUGAAGUACCCAUCUACGACGACUGUGAUGAAAUCCGUCGUAAAAUCAACGCACAUAUGACAACGCCCGGUCUAUCACAAGCACAGUUUUGCAGAAACAUGUACGCUUCGUUUAAGGUUCCUAAAGGAAAGGGCAUCCAGUCGAAGCAGUUGUCAGAUUUUCGUGGUGCCAAGGGUGCGAAUGCGGGGGCUAAGAGUGCGGUUUAUUAUGGUGCUCAGCCUUUGGUGGCCGAUGAGACAACCCAACCUGACGACGACUCCCUAUACGUGGAGGAUGUCCAAUCGUCGACCCAAAGCAUAAGCAGCAGCAUCCUCCAAUACCGACAAGAGAAUGGUAGAACCUACCACGGAUACAAGGAUGGAAAGUAUAAUGUUCCCAACGACGAACAAGAGAACGAAAGACUAGAUGCCGAUGUCAAGAAUGUCCUUGAUAUAGGCACCGGAACAGGAAUUUGGACCAUCGACUUUGCGGAUGAACAUCCCGGAGCUGAGGUUAUCGGCGUCGAUCUGUCUCCCAGUCAGCCCAGUUUUGUUCCGCCAAAUGUACGAUUCAUCAUCGACGAUAUUGAAGAAGAGUGGCAGUAUUCCACUCGCUUCGACUACAUUCAUAGCCGAAUGAUGAAUUCAAGCGUAGCAGACUGGUCAAACUAUGCGGCCAAAAUCUACGAGUACACACCACCUACCACCAGCCCAGAACCUUCUGAACUAACCUUCUCCAGCAACCUCGAGCCUGGCGGCUAUGUAGAACUCCAAGAGAUCGACGUUUUUGCAACCUCCGACGACGGCACUUUAACAAAGUCCCACGCUCUCCAUCGCUGGGCGCAACUCCUCCAGGACGCAUCUGACAAGCUCGGUCGUCCCUACUUUCACGUCAGCGGCUUGAAGGCUGUCCUCGAAGAAGCAGGCUUCGAAGAUGUCACUGAGGCCUUCUUCAAAUGGCCUUCUAACCCAUGGCCCAAGGAUUCUAAGCAUAAGGAGCUGGGGCUGUGGAACAAUGAGAAUGCGCAGUUCUUCUUGGAGGCGGCGGCUAUUGCGCCUUUGACUAGAGCUUUGGGGUGGUCGAAGGAGGAGGUGACUCUUUUUGUUGCGCAGACUAGGAAGGAGGUUAACGAUAAGAGGAUUCAUGCUUACUGGCCUAUUAUUUCGGUGUAUGGACGCAAGCCGAAAGAUGCUUGA
Messenger RNA from Fusarium coffeatum, 1752 nucleotides. RefSeq lists its product as uncharacterized. The record is from RefSeq and is a predicted model, not a curated record. NCBI's taxonomy places the organism in Eukaryota, Fungi, Ascomycota, Sordariomycetes, Hypocreales, Nectriaceae. The transcript has 10 exons. Bases 1 to 1752 code for a protein of 583 amino acids.